AAUUUUAACAUCAGCAUUCAGUACACCGAGAUAUUCCAGUCAACAAGCAAAGUUAGCUCUGUUUACUAAAUACACCAACAAUAAAAUUCUUAUCAUCUGAAAGACAUUUGCUAUACACAGAAAGCAAAAUGAUUCACAAAAGAGUGUUUAUUCUUUUCGCCUUAAUUGCUGCAACACACUCAUAUGUGCUUAACGACAAACAAGACUUUCAACCACAACUAGCUGAUGAAAGAGACUAUUUUGUCAACAUAUUCAAUGAAAAUCAACCGCAAGCCACUUAUGUUGAAGAAGAUGAACAACCUAAUCUGGACGAAGAGGUAUUCGAUUCACAUCCGAGACAAAAGCGCCAAGAUCGUGGCUCAGUGUCAACUACAGUCGAACGUAAUCGCCAAGCUGGAACAAAUGUAAAUGUUGAGGCACAGGCCCGAUUAUGGCAAAGUCAAAAUCGCCAGUCAACACUCGAUGCUAAUGCAAAUUAUCAACGGAAUUUCGGUGGACAGUUUGGAACAGGAAGACCAAAUUAUGGUGCUGGACUAACUUUCAGACAUCGAUUUUAAGUGUGAAAAUGCUUUUUGUUUGAGAACUUGUAUGAUAGAAGAGAGAAAAUUAAAUUAUGUUUUUUGGAAUU
Molecule: messenger RNA, 628 nt
Organism: Bradysia coprophila
Lineage: Eukaryota; Metazoa; Arthropoda; Insecta; Diptera; Sciaridae
Source: RefSeq, a predicted model, not a curated record